CAAACACAAUUGGAUUCGGCAAUGUUCCACGCGCAAGCCGAGGACUCUACAAACCCGUGUCCCCAUACCAUAAUCGAGAUUGUUGGAGCAGAGAGAGAGAGAGAGCAAUGGCGUCACUGGUGCGAUCAGUGGCUUUGAGAGCUCUCAGAAAUGGAGGAGGAGGAGGAGGAGGAGAACUUCUCUUCCAUACAGCACUAAAAAAUAUACUCACUUCUCCGCCUCAAACCCUAACCGUGCGAGCAUUCUCGGCCACCAUGUCGCCGCCGUCGAAGGCCGUCCUCUACGACCAACAAGGUCCUCCCGAUUUAGUUACCAGAGUGGUAGAAUUGCCGCCGGUAGAAGUCAAGGAGAAUGACGUGUGUGUUAGGAUGCUCGCUGCUCCUAUCAACCCCUCCGAUAUCAACCGUAUUGAAGGAGUGUAUCCUGUGAGGCCAGAAGUGCCGGCGGUCGGAGGAUAUGAAGGUGUUGGAGAGGUUUACUCGGUCGGCUCUGUAGUUAAGGCUCUCUCGCCUGGUGAUUGGGUUAUUCCCUCUCCUCCCUCUUUUGGGACGUGGCAGACUUACAUUGUGAAAGAUCAGAGUGUAUGGCACAAGAUUAAUAAGGAUUCACCUGUGGAAUAUGCUGCCACAGCUACUGUUAAUCCUUUGACUGCUCUAAGAAUGCUUGAAGACUUCGUUCCUCUUAAUUCAGGAGAUGCUAUCGUCCAAAAUGGGGCUACAAGUAUUGUUGGCCAAUGUAUCAUUCAGAUUGCACGAGACUGCGGCAUCCAUAGUAUCAAUAUUAUAAGGGAUAGGCCUCGCUCAUAUGAAGUGAAAGAAAAACUUAGAAAACUUGGUGCUGAUGAAGUUUUUACCGAGACCCAAUUGGAAGUGAAAAAUGUCAAGGGUCUUCUGGCUAAUAUUCCUGAACCUGCAUUAGGCUUUAACUGUGUUGGCGGUAAUGCUGCAUCUUUGGUUCUCAAAUUUUUGAGGCAGGGAGCAACUAUGGUAACAUAUGGUGGCAUGUCUAAGAAACCAAUUACCGUAUCCACUACAUCUUUCAUUUUUAAGGACCUCUCUUUAAGGGGAUUCUGGUUGCAGAAAUGGUUAAGUACAGAUAAGGCACAUGAAUGUAGAAAAAUGAUAGAUUACCUCUUGGACCUGGCUCGACAAGGGAAGUUGAGAUAUGAAAUGGAAAUGGUUCCUUUCGACAAUUUUCACACUGCACUCAACAAGGCUCUUGGGAAACUAGGAAGCCAACCAAAGCAAGUCAUCAGAUUCUGAUUUAAAAGAACUGGAGGAAUAUGUUUCAAUUGCACUUAACAAGAGUCGACUACUUUGGGACCAUUUUUUUUCGCACAAGACCAUUCCUAGGUGAGAACCAGUUGCCGCAAAAUAUGGCCGACUAACAGUUAUGCAACUAAGAUCACAAUGUAUUACUGUCCUGACAGGGCUUACUACUGAAUGUUGUCAGCAAUUUCUUGCAUGCAAUUUUCUAUGUAAUCUUUUUUUUUUUUUUUUUUUUUUUUGGUAUAAUGUAUUGUGCAUAGGCUCUGUGUUCUCUCUUUUUGCUUACUGAUAACACCCUUUAAAA
Molecule: messenger RNA, 1572 nt
Organism: Morus notabilis
Lineage: Eukaryota; Viridiplantae; Streptophyta; Magnoliopsida; Rosales; Moraceae
Product: enoyl-[acyl-carrier-protein] reductase, mitochondrial
Exons: 10
Coding region: 108-1262 (384 amino acids)
Biological process (GO): fatty acid metabolic process
Cellular component (GO): mitochondrion
Molecular function (GO): trans-2-enoyl-CoA reductase (NADPH) activity
Source: RefSeq, a predicted model, not a curated record